CACGUGCAGAGCGAUGACCGGUUUCCUGAUCGGGACGGUGGCUUUCUAGGGACAAAAAGAAUCGGGAGGCCCGGUUGAAGCGGGGAAAGGGACGCCUGUGCCGAAGAAAGACUUCUCUGCCUGCCUGCAUUUGUAUCGUCCCUGAUGCCACUGCCUGUGGCGCUUCAGUCCCGCCUGGCAAGGCGAGGGCUGCUGAAGCAUGUAGAACCAGAGCCAGAGGAGGAAAUCAUCGCAGAAGACUAUGAUGACGACCAUGUGGAUUAUGAAGCCACCAGGAUUGAGAACCUGCCACCAAACUGGUACAAAGUAGUUGACCCGUUCUGCGGCUUCCCUUACUACUGGAACAUCGACAGUGAUCUGGUUUCCUGGCUUUCGCCCAAUGACCCCAACUCUGUGAUCACUAAAGCAGCCAAGAAACUGAAGAGCAACUUUGAUGCUGAGGAAAAAAUGGAGCGCCUGCACGAGAAGACAGAACGGGAGGAGGUGAAGGAGCGGCGACACCACCGGCGGGAGGAGCUGGCACCGUACCCCAAGAGCAAGAAGUCAAGCCGGAAGGACGAAGAACUUGACCCCAUGGAUCCCAGCGCUUAUUCCGAUGCCCCACGGGGGACCUGGUCCACCGGGCUGCCCAAGAGAAACGAGGCCAAGACUGGCGCAGAUACCACUGCCGCUGGCCCCCUGUUCCAGCAGCGCCCCUAUCCAAGCCCUGGAGCUGUUCUGCGGGCUAAUGCUGAAGCGUCCCGGGCCAAGCAGCAGGACUGAGAAACCCCCUCCUUUCUUUCCUAAUAUAUUUCGUAAUAAAGCUGGCAAAACUA
Eublepharis macularius is the source of this 815-nucleotide messenger RNA. RefSeq names its product polyglutamine binding protein 1 (gene PQBP1). Gene Ontology annotation, molecular function: protein binding; lipid binding. The record is from RefSeq and is a predicted model, not a curated record. The transcript is spliced from 7 exons. The coding region runs from base 145 to 762 and encodes 205 amino acids. NCBI's taxonomy places the organism in Eukaryota, Metazoa, Chordata, Lepidosauria, Squamata, Eublepharidae. Gene Ontology annotation, cellular component: cytosol; plasma membrane.